Molecule: messenger RNA, 249 nt
Organism: Prunus armeniaca (apricot)
Lineage: Eukaryota; Viridiplantae; Streptophyta; Magnoliopsida; Rosales; Rosaceae
Source: the annotation of a GenBank genome assembly
AUGGCGACGAAGCUGGAGAAGAUGGUAAUCGAUCCAUUUGGGAAACUCUAUUAUGAUGGUGAGUGGAGUUGGACCAAUGACGAUGCUUCAGAUUCACCUUGGGUUGAAAAACGUCGCCCUUUUGUCUGUCAACAGCUAAAGGAAGUGAAGACUGAUGCUCAAACUACUGUUUCAGUUCCGAAACACUGCAGGGUUUUAUCAAGUGGAUCAAUGCUUGUGAGUCAGAAUGAGAGUCAUUCCCCCUAUUAA